CGGCGGUUGUCAUGGGACGGGUUUGAACCGCAGCGCUUCGCCAAGUCCCCCGCCCCCCCUCUGCGGUGGGUGUCCCCCCCGCCCCACUGUGGGAAGCCGGGGUCCGGUGCGCCCCGGGCCAUCCCGCGCCUGGGCUCGGAGCGGGGCGGCAGGGAGCAAGGGGAGCCCCUGGGUGGCCUCGCUGGCCAACGCCCCGGGACGUCCGCUCCCGCCCUCCCCGCUUUCCUUUCAGGGCUGCGGGUCCCCGGACCCUGUUUCCCCCCUGCCUCCCACAGCACCAGAGCCCCAUGUCCUCUCCUUUGCUCUGGGGCAGGGCUCCGGCCCCUCAGCGACCCCCCCCCCACGCGCCGUGCGCUCUCACCCCCCUUGCAUGGCUGCUCCCCCACUGCCGGGAUCGCGCCCGGCCGCCCCGAGACUGCGGCCUGCAGCCCCCAGUGGGUCCUGCGCCUUCCACAGCUGAGGUGUGGGCCCUAUAGCCGGGACGCUUCCGAGCACCUGUGGGCCUUCCGGAGUUGUGAGUGGGAGGGGGGCCUCUCCAAGGUGCGAAAGGGCGCCGCGUUGGGAGUGGGUGGAAGGAGGCAGAGAACAAUCAGGAGACACUCGAAUAGGAAAUAGGGACUAGGAGGAGUUGAAAUUUAGGAGCUGGACUAGAUGACCUCUCCAGCCCAGGAUUGCUGUGAAAUGGAGCAAGGUGGAUUUGUACAGGGCUUUGAAAUAGAGAAGGAGGGAAAUUGAAGUUGAUUCAGAAGUCUCUAUCUUUACCUAGUUUGGUUAUAAAUGGUGGUAGAGGUAAAGUGGAAUUAACUGUUACAGGCAAGGGAGAAAUAUUUGUUUUCACAUGAUAGAUGGAGGACUAUAAAGAUUCAGGUGAGCAGAGUAACCCUGGCAGGAGCUGCAGAGGAACUGGCACUUGCUCCAACCGUGGGCAGCAUGGUUGGGAGAAAUAGAGAAGAAGUAAUGUCCAGAGGAGCUGGGGAGCAGAGCGAGGCAGUCUGUGAUUUAAACUGGAGAGAAAGCAGCAAAGUCAUUAUACCUGAUCUUGAAAUUGUUUGAAUUUAGGGGCCCCUCAGGAGCCCUCGGCUCUCGCUGAAAUUAAUUGCUGUCUGUAGUACUGCUUUACAGCCAGCUGCUUCAGUGUGUGAAAGAAGAAUGUAAGCUGUAUCUAGUGCAUCAGAAAAUGUGAAUAUAUCCCCCACUUUGCUUCCAGCUGUACCACUACAAAGAGCAUGUUCUCAAAAUUACUUCCACAAAGGCCAGUUUACAGAUGACUGUGGAUUUUUAGAAUCCUUUUAUUCUAUUCAAUGUGAUGGGACCAAGCAAACCAGACACGUCGUAUGAUCCAUUUGCAUCCAAUAUCCAAGCAGAAAAGAAUGAAGCGAGGACUCUCCAGACACAGCUCCAGUUUAAUAGGAACGUUCCUGCAGCUCCAGAGAACUUGGCUGUCAGAUUCUCCAGCCCUCGUCCAAUUAUAAUAGAAAAGCUGAAGCCACCUGAUAGUCAGAGAGAUCUAGGUGCUGGUGAUGACACCAAUUUAAGAAGUUCUGUCACAUUUUCAGUCAUAUCUGAAGAGAAACUAAAACUGGCCAUCCAGUUAGCUAAAAGGGAUGUAAAACGAAGACACCUGGAAGAACAAGUGAAAGAAGCUGAAAUUAAAUCAGUGUUCCCCCAGACAUCGGAGCAGUGUAAGAGUGUAGUAUCUGAAAAUCCUGCAGAGAGGAGUGCAUCAAAGUCUCGGACAUGCUUGAAAUAUCAUCAGCAACUUGGUCAACCCUCCAAAAUGGAGAUUACCAACUCUGGUGCAAAAGUGUAUCUCUAUACUCCAAAUCAGGGCAAGUUAAAGCCACCUGUUUCAGAUUCUCCGCCCACUCAUGAUCCAGGACCAGGGCCCAAGCCAAGACUGAAAAAAAUUGAAGAUAAAAGUACACAGGAAGUCAGACGACUGCAAAAAGAACUGAGAUGUUGCAUCCAGAAAAUAGAAGAAAUGGCUAAAAAAGAGAGAUGUGAAGAAAUUUUGGAUCCUGAUGAAGAGCGACGAGUUCGCAUUAGGAGGCAGGAGCAAGCUGCACGGUCUGCUCGGAUGCUGUAUGUCCUCCAGCAACAGGUAAAAGAAAUUCAGGAAGACUUGGAGAAGCUGAGUCCUCAUAAAAUCAAACACACGAAGAAGUCUCGAGCGAUGUCCAGAGUGGCAGCUGCCCACAGAGGAGCCAUUCGUGCCUUGCAGGUGUUUGCCACACAAUUUACUGAUCAAUCAGAGCAGCAGGUUCCUGUUCAUUACAAGGAGUUGGGCAAUCUCAUUCGACAACUAUCUCUCUGUUCUGCCAAAUUAGAAAUGGAUUCUUCUGUUCCUGACAUCAUCAUAGACAUUCUGCUACAAAUUGAGGACUUGGAUUCUCUGCUGGAGAAGAAACGAUCACCCAGAAAAGUGAAGAAAUGUCUCUCGGCAUCUCAGGGUAAAUCUCCAGUGAGCAGUGAGAUGUUUCCAACCAGAGAGCAGAUUGCAUCUUCAAAGAAAGAGAAGAAACCACCCAUCUCAAAGGAGCGACUUGGACAAGAACAGAAAAAACUUUCGGUAGCUAGGAAACUCCUGACUGAUGAAGAUCAACAUGUUGCAAAUAUGCCAUUGGCACAGAAGCUAAGCAGUCAUGCUGAUUUAUCAGAUCAAGAGUUCCAGCAAGAGCAUGACUCUCACACCUCGGACAGAGAUGCAGUUUUAAAAACAAGUCAGGAUGCAUUGAUGAGAGCUGGAGCUGUGAAAAAAGUCCCUGUGCUUGAAAGUGGACCUUUGAAGAAGAAAGGUGUAUUAUUACCUGCCAAACAGGUCUUAAAGGGAAUCCGUAAGCUUCCAAGAUCAAGACCUGUGCAGCCUCAGGCAAAGCAUGCCCGGUUUCAAGAGACCACUGUAGCUUUCAGGCUAAAAGAGAGCAAACCACUUGUUAAGGAGAGUAGAAUAACUUGGGUACCUCCAAAUCCUACAUCCCCAUCUGCUUCACCUAAACGUGCUCCUUGGGGAUACAUGAAUGCUAGUCCCAGAGCUUCCAGCAGAGAACAGUCAGCUUUGCAAAAAGAGGGAACUGAAGAAGGAAGAUUGGGAGCCAUUGAAAAAGAAGCUGUCAGACUAGCGUGGCUUGAUGCAGAAACUUCAAGAAGAACGAAGGAACUAAUGGAAUUCAGUAGAGAAGAAAUGGAGAAAAUACAAAAACUGAGGUCAGAAGGUGCUUCUCCUACACAGCUGGCAGACAAGGUGGAGAAAGCAGUUCGGGAGCGUUUGGAACCUCUCUUAGAUAAAGCUCAGAAGGUCAAUCUUUCUUUGGAAACAAACACUCGUUUGAAGGAUUCUUCAUUUAUAAACAAACUGUCAUCCCAGGCUGCUGAAAAAGCUGCAUCCAAUGCAGAUAUGCUGAGUGAGAAGUUAUUGGAUGAUCUUUUGGAAGAUACAGCUCAGGAACUCUGGAAUAUGGAGCAACACAAGAAGAUGCAAGCUGAGGCUGUAGCCAUGCAUGACAGUCCUAGUCUGGAAACAAUGCUGCAAAGAAUGGAAGAAAUCGAAAGAUACCAAGAUGCAGUUCGCAGGAGAUUUAAUCAGAUUGUCUAUGCUGAUUCAGAGUUCUGGGCACAGGAAGAGAAAAGGGAAAGAGAAAGUGCAUCAAUAGAGAAAAGGCCUGUGUCUCCUCACCCACUCCAAAUAACCAAAUUGAUAGGACACAAAGAGUCACAAGUGGAUAUUGUAUUCGAAAGACCUUUCAAUGGAAAUGCUAUUGAAGAAGAUGGGGAGGUGGAAGAGAAAUUGGAGACUGGAAAUGACGUUUGGCAGCCCUUGACUCGCAGUAUAUCUCAGCAGAAGGAGCACUGUAUUUUUCUCUCUGUUCCAAAGCACAUGCUCCAGGACAUCCUUGAUUAUAACAAUAGAUACGAGCAGCACCUGAAACUUAUUUCUCAUGAGGCAGUAGGGCACUUCAAUCCAUGGCACAUUGCUGAGAGUUUGAAUUCAUCCUUCUUAAACAUGGGAGACCAGAACUGCACACAGUAUUCCAGCCUUGCAGAAGAACUGACCGAAGAAGCCUUAUGUGAUGUGGCAGCAGAGCUGCAGGAUGUAUGUGAGGAUUAUGCAGAAGCCGUGUUCACUUCUGAGUUCUUGCAGCCCACAGAGUAAACACUUUUAAAUCUGUGCCAUCAGCUAAUGGAAUGUCAAAUCCCAGCCUACCGAGCAUAUUGGGUGUUUAGGUUUUCUUCAGUAUCUUUGUUCUUACUGAACACGUGGAAGAAACUGCUCAAUGUGUGGAUGAAAUUCGGAAGGGAUUCAUCUUGUGGUUUUUAAAAACCACAAUGCAGAUGCUUUCCUUUUCAGAUUUCAGUGUAAUAAAGGUGCUGAAAAAGUGUUUACUAUAACAGAAGUAAACACUUAACAGUAAAGUUUACAUAUGUGUGCAGAACCAUUAUCAAUCCUUCUCUAUAUCUGUGAUUAGUUUUUCACUCUUUUGUGUGUGAUCUAGUGGUACGAGCAAAGCACUGGGAGUUGAGAGUUCUGGAUUCCAUCCCCAGAUCUGUUAACGAUUUGGGCAAGUCACUUAACCACUCUGUGCCUUACUUUCCUCCUUUGUAAUGCUUCUUACUUACCUCACUGGGUUGUUGUGGGGCUUAAUCAAUAAAUUAUUGUUCAGAAUGCACUUUGAGCUCCUCUGAAAGGUGCGCUGGAAAUACAAAGUAUUAUUUCAUAUGCGUCUGAAACCCAAAUUGAAAAUGCUGAUGCAAAAGAGUAAAUGCUGUUUGAUUUGCCUUCAGUGUUUCCAGUAUCACACAAGAAAGAUACUGUUUAUUUUGUCUGACCAACUGCAUUAACAUUCUUCACAGUCUUGUUAGCUGUUUUUUGGACUAGAUGCAAUAAUCCAGAGGGGUGAUCCUUAUGUCACAGCAUUAAGUGGGUAUUUUGAACAAUAGCUAGAAGUGGCUUGAUCUAUUUGCAAGAAAGCUUGUACUGCUGUACUAUUGCAACCCCCUUAUGGUUGUAACAUUGUUUUCUGAAUGUUUUACAGCAGUAUGCAUAUCUGCAUUACGAUUUAACAGUCCAGACAAACAAGACUUUUUUUUUUUCUUUUUUAGAAAAAAGUUACUGGCACAGGUUCCCCCCCCCCCCUUUUUUUUUUUCAAUACUAGCCUAAAACAAUACCAUUCUUCUAGCACCAGCUCCAUUUAAAGACCCAAUCCUGCAUUCUUUACUCACUUAAAAUGCCCAUUAAAGUCCAUAAGAAUUAUGGGUGAACAAGGAAUGCAGGAUUCAGCCCCAAAAUUGUGACAUCAAACCAUCUAGGGCAUUCUAGCGUCUUUCUUACUUUUCAGAGAUGUUCUUAGUUUUUUGGGGGUAUGGUGUGUAUGAUAUGUACCUGAAUACUCUAGACUCAGUAGCAGGUUAGGGAUGGAAUGGGAGACUUGUAAAAUGUCCUUGAUUUUAUUGAUUUGUGUUGAGACGGUAUUGCACAGAAUUGUCUUAUUGCACAAUAAAAAUAAAUAGAAUAACCGACAUCCCUGGUUCUUUUAUAUUGGCCUCAUUUGUUAGUUUCAAAUAAUCAGUGUCCUAGGUUGAGUUUUGCUAAUAUAUGUCCAGAGGACAAACAAGAAAAAAGGGUAUAUGAUAAAACUUAUGGGCCAAAACAUGGGUCCAUUCCUUAAAUUAGCAUUCACAUUUCUUUUUACACAUUAUUUACUGUGACAAAUUCCUUUUGUGCAAUAAUGUUUAACCCAUUAUAGCAUCAUUUUCAGUAUAUCAAAGUUUUUUUAUUUUCUGUAAGUCAAAACACAUUUUUGUAAAAAUAAAUCAAACAAAAACCCAA
Molecule: messenger RNA, 5825 nt
Organism: Chelonia mydas (Green sea turtle)
Lineage: Eukaryota; Metazoa; Chordata; Testudines; Cheloniidae
Product: KIAA0753 ortholog
Exons: 20
Coding region: 1307-4150 (947 amino acids)
Biological process (GO): centriole replication; protein localization to centrosome
Cellular component (GO): centriolar satellite
Source: RefSeq, a predicted model, not a curated record